Molecule: messenger RNA, 826 nt
Organism: Scophthalmus maximus (turbot)
Lineage: Eukaryota; Metazoa; Chordata; Actinopteri; Pleuronectiformes; Scophthalmidae
Gene: urm1
Product: ubiquitin related modifier 1
Exons: 5
Coding region: 10-315 (101 amino acids)
Biological process (GO): tRNA thio-modification; protein urmylation
Cellular component (GO): nucleus; cytoplasm
Molecular function (GO): protein tag activity
Source: RefSeq, a predicted model, not a curated record
GCCGACAACAUGGCGGCCCCCGUAGCGAUUCACCUGGAGUUCGGAGGAGGAGCAGAGCUGCUUUUUAAUGGCGUGAAGGAACAUCAUGUGACUCUUCCAAUCCAAUCGGAACCAUGGGACGUGAAGCAGCUGCUGGUCUGGAUCCAACGGAGCCUGCUGAAGGAGCGGCCUGAACUCUUUGUCCAAGGAGACUCUGUGAGACCUGGGAUUCUGGUGCUUAUCAAUGAUGCGGACUGGGAACUAAUGGGGGAGCUGGAUUACCAGCUACAAGACCAAGACAACGUUGUGUUUAUUUCUACUCUUCAUGGCGGAUAGAAAAAAAAAAGAAUGUGCACAAACAUAUCCCUGACUUCUCUGUAACCCCCUUUUUCGCUCCGCAUCCUCUGUGCUCGUCAGUCCCUCCCCCCCCCCCCCCCCCCGCAUCCCAACAACACGAAACCCUCUGGGACGCCGUGAACGUGUCAACCUGCACCUUGACGACUGAGGUGAUUGAUGUUCGUCUGCAGGAAUGAAGGGGAAUUCAAAGAUUGGUAACUGAAAAACAAUGUGGAUUCUGUGAGACGGGAAUUCUCCGGACCUUCACGUAAAUACCAACACUUUUUCUCGUUGUUUUUUUUGGAUCAAAUUGGACAGGCUCUGGACGGGCAGUAGUAUAAAGCUCUGGUCGUACUGGUCAUCGUACAGAGUGUGUAUCACCUACACUCUGUGUGUUUGUCCUUUCACAUCUCCGCAGUGUCUCUUCCAGCAUCAAGAAUAUAAGAGACACAAUGACCUCAUCUUGAUUUAAAAUGUCUUUCGGCCGAAGAUAAUAUUAAGGGAAAGGUAA